CCAGAAUAUGUCUACUCUGGAUCCCACCACAGGAUUUACCUGCGUUGCCUGCCAUCUGGUGUUCAAAACGCCAGAACUUCAAAGGGAGCACUACAGAACAGAUUGGCACAGAUACAAUUUGAAAAGACAGGUUGCUGAACUUCCUCCAGUGACUGAUGAGCAAUUUCGCGAAAAAGUUAUUGCGUUCAGAAAUGAGCGAGAGGCUCAGAAGAAAGAGCAAGAAGACGAGUCGUUGCUAUAUUGUUCGGUGUGCCGAAAGAAGUUGAAGUCGAAAAAUGCUCUGGCAGAUCAUAUUGCCAGCAAGAAGCAUAAAGAGAUGGAAGAGAGGGAGCCGAAAGGACCACGACAACCAAGAAAGAAGACGACCGAGCAACGUACAUCAUCUACGAAGGAAGAGAACGAUGUAGACAUAGAUGCCGUAGAAGAUGAAGAAGACGAUGAUAGCAGUUCUGGAUGGGUGACGGAUAAUGGAGAGGACGACGAAGACCUCGAUUUUGACGAAAGCGAGGCCCUUCCUAUCACGUCAUGUUUAUUCUGUGCUCAAACCAAAGCAUCGAAAGAAGAAGCCCUUGAGCAUAUGCGCUUCCAUCACGGUUUCGUUUUACCAGAUAAGAAGUAUCUUGUCGACGAAGACGGAAUGCUCAAGUACUUAGGGCUCAAAGUAGGAGCAGGGAGAUGUUGUAUUUAUUGUCCGGAUGUGAGAAGUAGGUUCGCCACUACGGCUGCUUGUCAAACACACAUGCGCGACAAGCAACAUUGUAAAGUAAAUCGCGAUCCGGAAGGGAUGCUGGAGUUUGCUGAGUAUUACGACUACAGUCCAAUGUACGAAAACGAUAAUGAUGAAACCUCUUCUGAUGCUUUCUACGAUGACGGCUGGACAUUGACAUUGCCAUCAGGCGCAAAGAUUGGACAUCGCUCGCUAAUGCUUUACUAUCGGCAAUAUCUUCGUCCAACUGAUGGAACCAAGCCAGACGUAGGAAAAGCUGCCCUAGAGAAAGCUCGCGGGCUUUAUCCAGCAUUAGCUUGGACUGGCACGACUGGAGUUGUCGCCAAGCAGACUGCCAAAGAUAUCAAAUUUAUGGAGCGCUAUAGAAGACGUUUCGAUUUGCGAGUGGGUUUGAAGUCGAACAAAUUGUUCAAAUCUCGCGGACGAAUGGGUGAUAAUUGAGUUCAUCUGCCAGAGAUUCUUUCGCAUCUUGUUGUGAUACGAAACCAAUGUAAAUAUCUGUCAAGUUCGAUUCUUUCGUUAGAGAUUAGAGAUGUUAUUUCUUUUACAAUAUUAUCUUUUGUUUCUGUUGAGAUGCCUACUUGUUACCCUGUUGAUAUAGUUAUGCCUACAAAGCCUUUGCAGGCAGUGGGGUCGAAUGUUUCACGUGCCGUUUUUCAUUACCAUGUUUUUUGAUAUGAUGGGCUACGUCUAUUGUACAAAAACCAGUAUAAUAAAGUACAAUUUUUCAAA
This is a messenger RNA of Cylicocyclus nassatus, 1459 nucleotides long. The record is from the annotation of a GenBank genome assembly. NCBI's taxonomy places the organism in Eukaryota, Metazoa, Nematoda, Chromadorea, Rhabditida, Strongylidae.